Etheostoma cragini (Arkansas darter) is the source of this 1266-nucleotide messenger RNA. RefSeq names its product cyclin-dependent kinase inhibitor 1Ca (gene cdkn1ca). Gene Ontology annotation, molecular function: cyclin-dependent protein serine/threonine kinase inhibitor activity. Gene Ontology annotation, cellular component: nucleus. The coding region runs from base 144 to 665 and encodes 173 amino acids. The record is from RefSeq and is a predicted model, not a curated record. NCBI's taxonomy places the organism in Eukaryota, Metazoa, Chordata, Actinopteri, Perciformes, Percidae. Gene Ontology annotation, biological process: regulation of cell cycle. The transcript has 2 exons.
AACAGAACAGCGUGCGCCCUUCAUCCUUUAAAUGGUCCUGCGGGAAAUGUGCUGACCAGAGCAGACCAGAAGGAGACAGCAACAGCAGCUUCCCCUUAAAGUACAGGAAGACCUUCCCCAUCUCCACCAGAACUACCCGUAGGAUGGAUCCCAUCAGGCGCAGAGAGUCGGUUUGCAGGAGUUUGUUUGGCCCGGUGGACCACGAGCAGCUGCGCCGGGACUUGACGCGGAAGCUGCAGGAGAUCAGUGAGCAGGACAGCCGCCGCUGGAACUUCAACUUCCAGACUGAAACGCCGCUGUGUGGCCGCUUUCAGUGGGAGGAAAUACCCGCACACUGCGCUGCUGCUAUGUAUCAGGACGAUGUCUGCGAGGAAGACGACAGGCUGAGUAAAGAAGAAGUAGAAGAAGAAGAAGAAGAAGAAGGCGCAGCCGGGAUCGACCAGGAGAACUGCUCCAGCAUCUCCAACACACACAAGUGUCCCGCUGAAGUGACGCCCGUCCGCAGGAAGAGGACGCUCUCCAAACCGGCCGCCAAGAACAGAAGCAAUAACGCCCGAAUUACAGAUUUUUUCCCAAAGAGAAGGAAGACUACAGAAACCAAGAGCACCCAGAAUCCUUUCCACACAAGUUCCAAUGAAGCAGCUCUGUGCAAAACGAUAAGGUGAACAUCGUGCUGACAGUGGACUAAUACUAUUUAUGUUUUAUGGACUGGACCCAGGCCCAUUCACUGCACCAAAGGAUGUCUUUAUUACAUGUUAUUUUAUUACACUUUAUUCUAUUGCCAUUUGUAGUAUUAGUGAGUUAAAUUAUACCACUUUCUGUUAUUUAUUCUAUUUAUAGACUUUUAUUUAAUGUCUUUGCAUUUCUUUUCAAUUUCAAUUCAAUUCAGUUUUAUUUAUACAGCGCCAAAUCACAACAACGGUUGUCUCACUGUGCUGUUCAUAAAAGAGCAGGGCUAGACCGUACUCUAGACACUUCCUCCCUCUUUAGCAGUGAUAAGUUGCUGAAACAAAUAUGUUUGUUUAUAGAUGUGUUUUUUCUCUUCUCAUUUUCAUCUCUUUGUUAUGGAGCAUUUGAAAGACUUGAUUUUAAUUGAAUUUUGUUUCUGUGUGUCUUUUGCAAUCUUGUUGGUGGAUUUCUGCAAUACGAGUUGCUUCGGUUAACUAUAUAAAAAGCACUGUUUUGUCCUUGUCAUGUUUGCCUAAAUUAACUGAGACUGUAAAUGCCUACAAAUAUUGUAAUUUUAAUAAACUGCUUUAUCAGUGA